AUGUCGAGUGCUACAGCAACACCAAAUACUGCUAGUACCAGUCUUGUCAACAAUGAUGAGUAUACAUUCGACGCAUUUGAAGAUGGUUCAUCAAAACUGGUUGGAGAACAACAAUUGACAAAAUUGAAUCAAUUCGCUGUUGAUUAUGCACAACAGAUUUGGCAGAUCGAAGAGGCAUUGGAUGAAACAUUGUCAGAGUCAUCGGAUCUCAAUGUCGAUCCGGUCAGUCUUUACAUUCGUCCCUAUGAACAGCAAGAUAUCAUCGAGUUGAUCAAAACGGAACACAAGAUCUUCAAUAAAGUGAUGUUGGUAUUCGCUUCACUCACCAAUCAGAUUAGAAUUCUCAAGGAGACCGCCGAGUUGAAGUUCUACCAACCGUUGAUCGUCUUUGGUGAGAUCACCGGUGAGGCGUCGGAGGGUGACGUCCAGGUGGAGGUCGGUCGUCUGCUGCCAUUCAUGAUCGACCUGUCUGCCUUUGUCAAUCGUUGCUACGCCAUCACUCGAAAUGUAGUGUCGCAGCUCGCCAGUUGCUACCAGAACCAGACCACUGCAUUCACCAAGUUCUUCAAGAACGUUCACCUCCAAACGGUGUUCUAUUCGCUCGCCGAUCUCUUCACAGUGUUGAUCACACUCGACCAGGUGGUCACUCAGAACCAGGCAUUGUCCUCGUCGUGGGGACGUUUCCAGCGUAUGGUAAAGUCGGUGCGUGCCGAGCCCGGAAAGUAUGGUGUCGCCGAAGAGGAGCGUCUCUUCCAACUCGAGAAGCUGUUGCUCUCGUUGAAAGGACAGCUUCUCGAGGGUUACAUCUUCCAGUCGUGUGUACAACAGGAGUUUGAUUUCCCGGGUGUCGUUGACGUCCGUAACAACAAGCAAUUGAAAGCCGAGUUCUCUCUGAAUGUCAAAUCGAUCUUUGGUCUGCUCUCUGCCAAGAUUAUGGAUAGCUCAGAGUUGUAUCUACGUGAGAAGUUCCCUGGAAUGCUUGGAUUGUACACUUUUUAUAUCUCCAUCUUCAAGGACAUCACCGACAAGUCGUUCUUCAAGCAAGUCUGGGAGCUGACAAAGCGUGUCCCAAUGGUUUCGAUCUACAACAAUGUCAUUUGGUAUCCAGCCGACUUUAUCGCGACUCUGAUGCCAGGAAUGAUAAAGAUCGUUGGAAAUCCAGAUAUUCAGGGUGCUCGUAGAGAAUACUUGAAGAUUGUCGACAAGGAAUUCGCUCAGCGUGUAAAGUCUUACUAUCUCCAGGUCAGUCGUUGGAUGGUUCGUAUGGAAUCCGGCAGUUUGAAUAACCGUGGUGGAUUUUGGGAUGCCAAUCUCUCGCGUAUCGGUCAGAUUAUCCAGGGUAUCUUGCUCUCCUAUCAUAUCAGUCAUCUCUUUAAGACUAUGAUUGGUCUACACAUGUCUUUGACUGCGCCACUCAAGCCAUCGGAUGUGCGUCGUCUCUUCCAAUGCGCCGAGCUUCUCAAGUCGAUUCAGGGUACAUUCCAUCGUCGUACCGCUAUGAUCUCUGCUCAUAUCUCAUUGAUGACUCAACAGCUGACAACUAUCAUCACCAACAAGUUGGAUGUAGUACGUGCUCGUUACACUGGUAAAUCAAACUAUAGCGACACCGAACUCGAUGUUAUCAUGGCGUUGACUCUUACCUCUGACUUGCUGACUGGAGUGGUCACCCCAGAGCGUUUAAUCAUUAUCAAACUCUGUUUGAAUGUCAUCUAUCAAGCCAAUCUCCUGAAGGAUCCAGACAUGGAGGAACUCAGACUGCAUGUGAAGCGUCUGGAAUUCGUCUCUGACAUACACGCAUCGAUUCGUCGUGUAUGCGAUUGCUCGCUGCUCUUCUGGGCACGUGACCUCUUCCCAACUUACCUGCAGUAUCUCUACGACAACCCAUCGCAAGCCAACAGCUUGCAAUACACCAUGACCGGUAUGAAGGAUGUCGUCUCCAUCUUGGAGAAGGCAAUUCACGUUGAGAAUCCAGGAACUCUUAUCGAUAGUUACCGUGAUGAACUCGAGGAUAUGGUCGAGAAGAACAUUAUCAAUCCAUUGGGUAAGGACAUUGAAACCGAUCUUCGUUUGAGAAUCCACGCAUUCUUGAAUGUCGCAGAGAAGGAUCCAUUCAAGAGCGGAAUCAAAGAGUUUGGUCGUUUCCUCGAGUUGAAGCCGAUUCGUUUCUUUGACAAGACCAUCGAUAUCAAGUCGAGAAUCGAACACUACUUGGAUACCACUUUCUACAAUCUCAACACAGUCGCUCUCUUUGAUUGGAAGACCUACUCCGAGAUGAGAAACAUGGCGUUCUACAAGUACGGUCUCAACUUGUUGGAGGUACAUCUGCCAGGUGCCACUCUCGAGCAGGGUCUGGACGUCCUCGAAAUCAUGAGAAACAUCCACAUCUUUGUUGCGCGUUACAACUACAAUUUGAACAACCAGAUUUUCAUCCAGCGUUCAUCCAACUCCAAGACACUCAACACCAUCAAUAUCACACACAUUGCCAACUCGAUCCGUACUCACGGUGCCGGUAUCAUGAACACCACCGUCAAUUUUGCAUUCCAAUAUUUGAAACAAAAGUUCUCGAUCUUCUCAGAGUUCUUGUUUGACGACCAGAUCAAGUCACGUCUCUACAAGAAUUUGAAAUACUUUAGAGAGAACAAAGAGCAACUUGGAAAUAUGUAUCCCUAUGAGAUGGCCAUUGAGUUUGAGAAGGAUAUUCGUCAACUCGGUAUCACAGAAGCCGGUCUCAGUUUCUUGGAUCAGUUCAGAAUUCUCAUUACCUACAUCGGUAAUGCAAUGGGUUACAUUCGUCUUGUAAGAUCCGGUGGUCUUCUCUACACUUCCAAUGCCAUCAAGUUUGUUCCAGACUUGAAAAAGAUUCCGAGUUUCGAGGAGUUGGUUGCCAAACAUCAAUUGUCACCAGAGACACUCGAUGCCUCAAAGAAUCUCGAUAACGUCAUUGAGAAUCUAUCGAUCAACGUAUCCGAGGGUACCGAGUACUUUAAGAUGUUGGUAACAGUGUUUGCCAACGAAUUUAGAAACGUGAAUAACCAACAUCUUCGUAAUUUCUAUGCGAUCGUACCACCUUUAACCAUCAACUUUAUAGACCACAUCAUCAAUGCCAAGGAUAAGCUCUUUAAGAAAUCCAAAGCAAUCGGUGCCGAAAGUCUUCAAUUCACUGACGAUGGUUUCGCCAUUGGUUUGGCAUACAUUCUCAAGUUGCUCGAUCAAAACAGAGAAUUCGACUCACUCCACUGGUUCGAUAGAAUCUCAAAGAAAUACACUGAAGAUCAAGCUAGAAUCUUGGCAGAGGCCAACGCUAGAGGAUUGAAGGAAGAUCAGAAUCAAUUGUCAAUCAAGAAGGUCAAGAAUCUCCAACAAGAAUUUGAAUUAUUCAAAUAUUCAUUCAGUGGUGCCAGAAUCUUCUUUAAAGAUUAA
Messenger RNA from Heterostelium album PN500, 3420 nucleotides. RefSeq lists its product as uncharacterized. Lineage: Eukaryota; Evosea; Eumycetozoa; Acytosteliales; Acytosteliaceae. Gene Ontology annotation, cellular component: endosome; WASH complex. Bases 1 to 3420 code for a protein of 1139 amino acids. The transcript has 2 exons. Gene Ontology annotation, biological process: endosome organization; endosomal transport. The record is from RefSeq and is a predicted model, not a curated record.